Messenger RNA from Carcharodon carcharias (great white shark), 15265 nucleotides. RefSeq names its product vacuolar protein sorting 13 homolog D (gene vps13d). Gene Ontology annotation, molecular function: protein binding. The transcript is spliced from 68 exons. Lineage: Eukaryota; Metazoa; Chordata; Chondrichthyes; Lamniformes; Lamnidae. The record is from RefSeq and is a predicted model, not a curated record. Bases 177 to 13373 code for a protein of 4398 amino acids. Gene Ontology annotation, cellular component: extrinsic component of membrane. Gene Ontology annotation, biological process: mitochondrion organization; protein targeting to vacuole; protein retention in Golgi apparatus.
UUGUAGCUGGGUCGGAGCUGGAGCGUGAGGCGCGGGGCGGGGUGAGUCGGGUCACUGGAUGCGGCCUUAGCAACGCUGCCCGUCUGCCGGAGCCUGAGGCCGAGCCCAGCGCUGGCAAAGAGACACCGAGCAAUACAACCAUCUCACCUUGAACCCGCCCCCGGCCUAACCUGAUCAUGCUGGAGGGACUGGCAGCCUGGGUCCUAAACACUUACAUUGGCAAAUAUGUAAAUAACCUCAACACAGACCAGCUCUCCAUAGCCCUGAUGAAAGGGGCUGUUGAAUUGGAAAACCUCCCUCUGAAGAGAGAUGCCCUGAAAGAGUUGGACUUACCUUUUGAGGUGAAAGCAGGUUUUAUUGGGAAGAUAACAUUGCAGAUCCCAUUCUACCGGCCUCACGUGGAACCGUGGGUAAUAUCCAUCUCUGGACUCCAUCUGAUCGGUGCGCCGAUUAAACAGUCUGACUUUGAUGAAGAAACAGAGCGUUCACUGGACAGAAAGAGGAAGUGUGCGCUGCUGGAUGCACUGGAGGCUAAAUGGAAGAGUAACCAGCAGCAGAAAGGGGAAUCCUACUGGUACUCGGCUACUGCUUCCAUGGUAACCAGAAUUGUGGAAAAUGUGGAGCUGAAGGUUCGAAAUGUCCAUUUGCGUUUUGAAGAUGACGUCACCAAUCCUGACCAUCCAUUUGCAUUUGGGUUCUGUAUCAAGAGUGUGUCUGUGCAGAAUGCAGAAGAUGAGUUGGCUGAGAAGUCAAUAAGGAAGAAGAGACUACAGCUUGAGGAUUUCAGUAUUUACUGGGAUGUGGACUGUGAGUUACUGGGGGACAUUCUUCCUGCUGAACUCCAGGAAGCAAUGGAUUGUUUCCUGGAAAACAGAGACCACAAGUACAUACUGGAACCAGUCUGUGCCUCCGCACUGUUAAAGAGGAAUGGAAGCAAAGAACCCUUGCGCUCCCGGAACACUCCACGCAUUGAGUGCGAUGUCAAGCUGAAGACAAUUCCGUUAAAACUAUCACAGGUACAGUACCAGCAAUUGAUGACAUUCCUGAAAGAAAUGGAAAGGAAAGAGCGACAGCUCCAAUUAAGAAAAUGGAGACCAAAAGUUCCCAUUAAAUCAAAUUCACGUGAGUGGUGGAAUUUUGCCUUGAAUGCAAAUCUUGCUGAGAUCCGUGAGCAGAGGAGACGAUUAAACUGGAUGUUUGUAUUGCAACGAGCAAGAGACGCUGUAAUUUAUACAGAGAAAUACCAUCAUAAGUUGAAAGGAAGCCUGAAUUCGUUUGAAGAUGAGGAGUUGGAGCGAAUUGAGGAUGAACAGACCUUUGAAGAGUUGAAAAUCCUGCGAGAGAUUGUAUAUGAACGGUUCAAGAAGCAAGAUACGCUGGCAGAGAGCCUGCGUGAGCCGCAAUCAGAACCUUUGGGUUCAUCCUCACGCUCAGAAUCUAUUCCUGGAAAUCGCAGUGGCAUGAUCCAGUACCUGCACUCUUGGUUCCCUGGAUGGGGUGGCUGGUAUGGCUACUCCCAGAAUCCUCAGCAGAUGGAACAGAGUGUAACUGUAGAGGGCCUCACAGCUGAAGAGCAGCAACGAUGGAAUUCAGAAGAGGAGCUAGACACUGAUGAAAUCUUUGAUAGUAUGACGGACACAUCAAGCAUGAACACGUUCACAAAGAGGGACCAUGUGUUUGUUAAACUGAACUUCCUGCUACAAAGUGGGACUGUCAGCUUGCUCAAACAUGAUAAGGAGAUGGGUCUUGGUGAGACAGAGACGGCCUUUGUGGAACUGGAGUUUUCAGGAGUGAAAAUUGGUGUGGAAUCCUCCCCUCGCACAGAAUCUUCACUGCUUUCGGUACAGCUGGGAGGCCUGUUCCUGCGAGACUUGGCUACACAAGGAUCCUUAUUCCCUGUCCUUGUCUCACCCAAACAGGAAAAAGAUGCUGCAAGCUUAUCUCAAACAUUGGGUAUGCGCUCCACGUUCCCUGAUGCAACCAGUAUGCAUCCAGCAUUUGGUUCUCUAUGUAAGAUGCCACCUGUGUUUGAAAUGAUCUACGAAAAAAAUCCAGUUCGGAGUAACUAUGAGAGGAGAUUGGAAGUUAGCACUCGGCCCCUGAACAUCAUCUAUAACCCUCUAGUUAUCAAGAAAGUUACAGAUUUCUUCUACAAGGGAAAAGUCCACACCUCAGGUUUUGGCUAUCAGUCAGAAUUAGAACUACGGGUGGCAGAAGCUGCCAGACGGCAGUACAAUAAACUAAAGAUGCAAACGAAGGCGGAGAUCAGACAAACCAUCGACCAGCUACUGGUGGGCGAAUUCAUUGAAAAAGACAAACGCUGGAUGAUGAAAUUAGAUAUUUCGGCUCCUCAGGUGAUUUUUCCAGAUGAUUUCAAAUCCCCAGAUUCUGUGCUGGUUGUUGUGGACCUGGGUCGAAUUCUGCUGACAAAUUUUGGAGAUGAGCCAAAAGGUAGAGCCAAUGUAGGACUUUCAGUUCAAGACGAAGAGAUCAGUGACGAUGAGUACAAGACGCCACUUGCCACACCGCCCAACACCCCUCCUCCAGAACCCGACACUGAUCCUGCAACGAAGACCCCAGAAUUCCUGACAUUAGGAUUUACUGAGGAGCAAUUGCAGCAACAUUUUAUCAACAAUAAACUUUAUGAGAAAUACUCGCUGUCCUUUAUGGACAUGCAGAUCAUGGUUGGGCGAGUAAAGGAUAAUUGGAAACAUGCUCAGGACAGCGAGGUUGGGCCAACGCAUGUUGUUGAGAAAUUUAAUGUACUGUUGCAACUAGAACGGCGGUUAAUGUACACCUCUGACCCAAAUCGUCCUGGUGCCAUGCUUUCUGGGACCUUACCUGAGCUUAAAAUACACAUAAAUGAGGAUAAAAUCACGGCAUUGCGCAAUUUUUUGUCGAGGGUGACCGCUUCCGAGGUACAACAGAAAUCGAGUGAACAGCAGUCUCUGCGACGAGAAAAUAUCUUUAAGAAAGUGGAUAGCCGAGGGAAGCUGCUGGAUUCAAAGAUGAGCCUCACACAGAGUGUAAUGUCACUUGAGCAGCAUACUCGUGAGGUACUGGUCGAGUCCAAGCUGCUCCUAGCAGAAUUCAAUGUUAAUUACAUGCAGUUGGGUGUUGAGAGUUGUGGACGAUACAUAGCUGUUUUGAAGGUUUUUGGCAUCAGUUCCAACUUUGUGAAAAGGCCUUAUGAUAGUGAAGUGAUGCUAACUGUACAUGGGUUGUUGCUGGUGGACACAGUGCAGACCUAUGGCUCUGACUUUGACUUGCUAAUGGCUUCACACAAAAACUUGAGUUUCGAUGUUCCCACUGGCAGUCUUCGAGAUAGUGGAGCACAAUCUCCUGUCUCUCCUCACCCUCCUCACCCUUCAGUCACUACAAUGGCCAAUGGUGCCUCACAACUUAAGGAUAAAAGCACAUUGAAUAACUCUUCAGCAUUGGAAGUGCAAGUACCAGCAUCCUCUCCUGCUCAGGACCAAGAUGUCCUGAUUAAACUGGAAUAUCAAUUUGUGAGCUCUGACUGUCCUUCUAUGAACUUGGACAGCUCCUUACAGGUCACGUCAUUGCAAGUCAAUAACCUGGACAUUAUCCUUAACCCAGAAACCAUGGUAGAACUCAUUGGCUUCCUACAGAAGUCAUUUCCAAAAGGCAAAGAUGACACAAGUCCACAGCCUUCACUUAUUGAUCCAGCAAUGAGUUUUGAGGAAAGAGAGUCUAUUCAGUCUACCUAUGAUCAGAACACGCAGGUGGCAGUAGAAAUCCAUCGACUCAACGUGCUACUCCUCCGGACUGUUGGGCUUGCAAGUGGUGAAAAAUUAGGGAGAAAAAUAGCUACGGCUAGUAUCAAUGGCACAAAGGUAAAUGUUUCCAUGGGCAGCCGAUUUGAAAUGCAUGGGUCCCUUGGCUGCCUUCAGUUAGUGGACCUGACCCAAGAUGAAGUAAAGAACCAUUUUGUGGUAAGCAUUGGUAAUACAGAAGCAUAUGAAGCAGUAAGUGACUUUGGUUUCUUCCAGUCUAUCUUCAUGAGGUCUGAAACUGAGAUGAACCACAGUGAAGCACUGAGCUUCAAGUUUGUUGAACGGUCAGAGGAAGAGUUUUUGCUGAAUCUGCACAUGGCAUCCUUACAUUAUAACCAUUCACCCAAAUUUCUUAAAGAACUCACCUUAUCCAUGGAUGAACUCGAGGAUAACUUCCAAAACAUGUUGAAGAGCGCAGCUUCCAAAGUUUCCACUGUUCUAGUGAACAAAACGGCAGAGUACAGCGAGAUGGUCUUGCUUUUCGAGAAACCGCGGAAAUCACGGGAAAUGUUUGGUUUUGAACUUGACGAUGACAUAGACGGUGGGAUGGAAUCUCCUCAGCAGAACCCAGUAAAAUUAAUCUUGAACAUCAACAUUGAGUCACCAGUGGUCGCAGUUCCACGAAAACCUGGAAGCUCGGAGUUGUUAGUUGGGCACUUGGGCCGGACUUCCAUCCAGAACUUUGUGACUGGUGAGGAUGAUUCUGAGAGAAACCGGCUGCAGGUGGAAAUUAAAGACAUUAAACUGUAUUCCCUGAGUAACAACAUACGUAGCUGCAGGCCAGAUGCCAGUGAAUCCCCUCGGCCAGGUUCGGGUGCUGCCAGUGCUUCCAGCCAGGAAGAAAUGCACUUCACACGACAAGAUUUCUUCGACUCUGUGCACAAGGGUCAAGCCUUUCAUAUCUUGAAUGACACCACAAUCCAGUUUGUCUUAGAGAAAAUUCCUGUUGACUCAAAUCCAGGAUUGUCUUUCCCAGUUGUAAAUUCUUCAGAUUCCUUUGAGACCACCAGUAAGAUGAAGAUCGAGGGAAAGUUCGUCAAUCCUCUUAAGGUAAUGUUGGCAAAACACGUUUAUGAACAGGUCCUACAGACAUUGGAUAACUUGACACACAGUGAGGAUCUCAGCAAAAUCCUGCACAGUUCAAACACUGCCACUCCAGAACCUCGCAGUGCUUCUUCAACAUUGAGAAGCCCAAAAUUCUCUGAUUUCCAACGAGAGUGGAAAGGGAGCGGGCUUUUUGGCCAAGUGAGCUAUCCGUCAACUCCAGUUGAUUUUCCAAUUCCAGAAUCAAGAUCAUUCACCCAAAUUCAUGCUAAUUUCUGCAUCUCUGAGCUGCAGGUUCAGCUGUGUGGGGAUCUCACUCUGGAAUCACAAGGUUUGGUUAGCUUAAUAUUUCAAGACUUUGAAGUUGAGUUCAGUAAAGACCAGCCUCAUACACUCUCUAUUCAGAUCGCUCUACGGUCAUUGCUGAUGGAAGAUUUGCUGGAAAAGAACCCAGACUCGAAGUAUAAGCAUUUAAUGGUGUCUAGAGGAGCACCAAAGCCUUCCAGUUUCACCCAAAAGGAAUAUUUGUCCCAGUCUUGUCCAUCUGUCUCCAAUAUAGAAUAUCCUGAGAUGCCACGAUCACUGCCAGCACACAUGGAAGAGGCACAAAAUGUCUUCCAGUUUUACCAGAGGCCAACCUCCACACGAAGGAAGCGUAAAGUGAACAAAGACGCAGAGUAUCCUCUGACCCCUCCACCAUCCCCAACAUUGAAAAGCUCCAAAGUGCACUGUGCUAGAACAAAUUUUGAUGAUUCACUAGUACACAUUAACAUUUUCCUGGUGGAUAAGAGGCAUCCAGAAUUUUCCACACGUUACAACAAUGUCAACAGGAAUGUGGAUGUGGAUUUCAACUGCUUGGAUGUGUUGAUCACACUUCAGACUUGGGUGAUGAUCUUGGAUUUCUUUGGGAUUGGCUCAACGGCCAACAACCAUGGCUUGAAACCUCCAGUGGAGGAGCUCCAGCAUCAAACAAGAUCUGAUGCAGCAGGCGCUCUAUCUGAGGCAGGCCAGGAGCCAGUAAACACAAAGUUGGAUCUGAAGGUUCACUCGCUGUCUCUGGUGCUGAAUAAAAAGACAAAUGAACUUGCCAAAGCCAAUGUGUCCAAACUGGUAGCACAUCUUGCGCUGAUAGAUGGGGACUUUGCUCUACAAGGCAGUCUCGGCAGCCUUUCGCUCAGUGAUCUGACACCCCACGGAGAGCUGUACAGGGAACGUUUUACCACUAGUGGCAAAGAGGCACUUGUGUUCAACAUUUACAAGUAUGGCAGAGCAGACCCGAAGCUGAAGCGAGAUUGUGACAUGAGAGUGAGCCUUCAAAUGGCAUCAGUGCAGUAUGUGCACACCCAGCGUUUCCAGGCUGAGGUGGUGGCAUUUAUUCAGAACUUUACACAACUUCAGGACGUACUGGGGCGACAGAGAGCAGCCAUAGAGGGACAAGCAGUGCGAGACAGGGCACAGAGAGCUUCUCGGAUCUUACUUGACAUUGAGGCUGGCGCUCCAGUCCUUCUAAUCCCAGAAAGCUCCAAAUCAAACCAGCUGAUUGUGGCAAACCUUGGUAAACUGAAAGUGAAGAACCAGUUCUUAUUUGCUCGGUCACCGGGUACAUUCUCGCUGCGAGACAAGAAUCCUGAGAGCUUCCCUCUACCUCAAGAUACCCCACUAUACAUUCAGAAGACAACAGCAACCAGCACAGGCAAUCCCCAGUCCAUUCCCUGCAGGCCGGACAAACUGAGUACUGGAGCCAGCUCCUCUGAUAAAGCAAAUCUUAAUAAGCGGCAAACUGAAUCUGGACCGAGCCUGCAUUGCAAAUCACGAGAGGAGCAGCAUGACCAACCACAGAUUGUGGAGCUGCAGGAAUCUGAGGAUGAACAUAUCUGCUUAUUGGACUGCAUCGUGGUUGACCUACAGGACAUGGACAUCUUCACUGCAGAGAGACACUCUAGAGACCCUUCUGGAAGGCCUGAGAACUGUGGUUUGGACUUGCUUUUUCCAUCUUACCUGGUGAGACAUGUAGAUGGGAACCUGCUGAAGGAGCGAUGCUGGCUGAAGCUGCAAGUUGAGCGGAACCUGGAUAAGGAGAUAAGCCAUGUUGUCCCCGAUGUGGCGAUCCACGGUAGUCUGUCAUCGGUACACUGCUCUCUGGAUCUUAAUAAAUACAAACUGAUUCGUGGGCUAAUUCAAAACAACUUGGGGGAACCCAUUGAAGAGUUCAUGAGGCCAUUUGACUUACAAGACCCCAGCAUACAUACAGUCCUUACUGGAGAAGUAUACACGAACAUGUCCUUUCUGAUUGAUAUGAUGAAUGUCAGCUUGGAGCUCCUGGAGUCAAAGGGCAAGGGCACAAACGGCAGUUCACUGGCAAGGUUUGAUUUCAAAAAGUCAAAGCUGCUUUAUGAGAGCUUUUCAAACACAACAAAGUCCGUAAAUUUGGUGUCUCACUCAAUGAUGGCAUACGAUACCCGAAGCACUGGACAAGCAAUGAACCCUGACGCCAAACCGAAUGUGUUUGGAUGCAUUUUGGAUGCAUCAAAAAAUAGUAGCAACCGAGCCUCACUGCAGAUGGAACUGCAUUACAGGUCAACCAGAGAUACUUCAUGCUUCACUGUGGUUCUGAACAACCUGCGUGUCUUUGUUAUAUUUGAUUGGCUGAUGCUUGUGCGGGAAUUCUUACAAACGUCUGAUAACAGCCCAAAGAAACAAGAAAACGCCUCACCAGCCCGCAACCGAAAAGUUGGUGGCGAGGUCUUGGUCCCCAAAACGGUGAAGUAUGGAGUUAUCACAAAGCGAUCUUCUGUGCCAGUGCCGAAUGAGAAAUACUUGGAAGUGAAAAUCAAUGUAACUGGCACUGAAUUUGUUGUGGUUGAAGACAUGUCAUGCAACGAUACAAAUGCAAUCAUUCUGAAGGCAACCACUGUGCUCACCUAUAAGCCACGGCUUGUGGAUCGGCCAUUCUCUGGCAGCCUUGGAGGAAUUGAGGUGUUUUCAUGCCGACUUGGCAACGAACAAGAGACUGCUCUGUCCAUCAUUGAUCCUGUGAACGUGCAGAUAGAAUUGAUUGGAAACCCUAUCUAUCAGAAGAGCUCAGGGCUGCUGGAUGCCUUUGGCAGUGAGGAUUUCCCACCAGUACUUGAGAUUCAGUUUUCUACCCUUGAUAUCAGGCUUUCAUACAAUGAUGUCCAGCUAUUCCUGGCAAUUGUGAAGUCUUUUCCUAAACAAACCACUGCUAUACCCAUUGGGCCUGAUCCUGAUUCAGUGAAUGGAAACACCAAUUCAGUUCGUUUGGCAGGCAGCUCAACAGCAGGAUCUGGGAAAAAAGAGACAACCAAAUACCAGAUGGAUCCUAUCCUUGAAUUGCAGCUGGAUCGACUCCAGGACCUUGGGUUCAGUCUGGAAGAUUGUCGCAGAGCAUUGCUGCUAAGCAAAGGCCAACUGAAUCAGGCUGCCACCUGGCUGUUCAAGAAUGCUGAACCAGUGUCAGCAAACGGAACAGCAUCCAGCAGCAAUGGCCAUGGAACAGGCGCAGCAUUGCUGAUCUCUGGGAUCGAGGUGAAAGCUGAAAGCAUCUGUAUCUGCCUGAUUGAUGACUGCAUGGAUUGUGAUAUACCUCUUGCUGAACUUACCUUUUCAAGACUGUACUUCCUGCAGAGAGUCGGGACAAACCCAGAAGGCUCCUCCAAUUUUACCUUUUCCGGAGAUUACUACAACCGUGAGUUGUCAGGCUGGGAACCUUUUGCUGAGCCUUGGACUUCUUUUCUGAGCUGGCAGCAGCAGGCAGCCAGCCGUCUACAUCCACCACGCCUUAAAUUGGACCUGCAGGCAAAACAACGACUUGACAUCAAUAUCACAUCUGUCCUGAUGGAGCAAUAUAAAAGGACUAAAGCCUCCUGGAUUGCUGAUUACUGUAAGAAGGAAGAAGGGGAGUAUCCAGGAACAUCUCAGUGGAGGACAGGGAUGUAUCUCGAUCCAUUAAUGCUUGGACAGACAGAAGGAAAGAUACCAAAACGACGGCAGCCAUUCGUGCCAUAUGCCCUCAGGAACCACACAGGUUGCACCAUGUGGUUUGCCACACUCACCACCACUCCAACUAGAGUGGCACUUUCUCACAGUGAGAGUCCUGGUUUCAUACAUGAAGGAUCUGUUGCAGAACUUGAUGACACACACAAUGUUAGCCAAUGGCGUGAGGUGCUCCCAGGAGAAGAAGUGCCUUUUGAAUUUGAAGCCAGGGAAAAGCUAAGACACAGACACACUCAUGAAUUGAAGAUUCACCAACUUUUAGUGCGGGUGAACGGGUGGGAACAAGUGAGCCCAGUGUCUGUGGACAAAGUUGGCAUCUUCUUCCGGUGUGCAGCACCUGAUCGAAAUAAUCAGUCUUCCACGGUUGGGAGUCCCAUCAGCAAGACCAAUAUAAUACAUCCACAUGUCUAUUUCUCAGCAUUGCCCCCUGUGCGGGUUGUGUUUUCUGUGACUCUGGAGGGGAGUGCAAGAAAAGUGAUAACUGUCCGCUCAGCGCUGAUUGUGAAAAACAAAUUGGAGGUACCCAUGGAACUGAGACUGGACAGCCCAUCUGCCCCAGACAAACCUGUGGUGUUGCCAGCAGUGUUACCAGGUGAUUCAUUAGCAAUCCCCUUACAUCUAACAUCUUGGCGUCUACAAGCGAGACCAAAGGGACUUGGGCUGUUCUUCUGUAAAACACCCAUCCAUUGGACCAGUGUGGCAAAAGUAGGGGAGGUGAACAGCAGCAAGCGCGAGUGUCAUUCGUCAGACUGUGAUGACAGCUGCUCCUACAGGUAUUGUGUAGCAGUUAAGAAGGAGAACUACCCUGACUACAUGCCCUUAAAUUUGAUGUCCGGCAAUGCAAUGCAGGUUUACCGACAGCCAGGUCACACCAUCUACUUGCUACCCACCCUCGUCCUGACAAAUCUACUACCCUGUGAGCUUUCCUACUAUGUGAAAGGCACCUCCAUCAAUGGACCAUUGAAGCAGGGGAAAGAUGCUGUGCUGCACACAGCUGACACAUCUCAGAACAUCGAGCUUGGAAUUACACUAGAAAACUUUCCCGCAUGCAAGGAACUCCUAAUACCAGCAGGGACCACUAACUAUCAUGUUCGUAUGCGUCUUUAUGACACCAAAAAACGCCUGCUGAACCUGAGCAUUCGGAUUGUGUGCAGAGCAGAGGGCUCCCUGAAGAUACUCAUUUCUGCACCUUACUGGCUCCUCAACAAGACAGGGCUGCCAUUAAUUUUUCGACAGGACAAUGCCAAGGCUGAUGCAGCAGGACAGUUUGAGGAGCAUGAGCUUGCACGUAGCCUCAGCCCCCUCCUGUUCAGCUUUGCAGACAAGGAGCAACCUAACAUGUGUACCAUGCGAAUUGGGAAGGGGAUCCAUCCAGAUGCAGUUCCUGGUUGGUGUCAGGAAUUCUCCCCAGAUGGAGGCAGUGGUGUACGAGCAGUGAAAGUGAUUCAGCAUGGGAACAGGCCAGGACUCAUUUAUAGUAUUGGAAUUGAUAUCAGGAAAGGUAGAGGACGCUACAGAGAUACCAACAUAGUGACUUUUGCACCCCGAUACCUACUGGACAACAAAUCCUCCCACAAGCUGGCCUUCGCCCAACGAGAGUUUGCCAGGGGCCAGGGCACUCAAAAUCCAGAUGGUUACAUUUCAACUCUACCUGGUGCCAGCGUGGUAUUUCAUUGGCCGAGAAAUGAUUAUGAUCAGUUGUUAUGUGUGCGCCUGAUGGAUGUUCCCAAUUGCACUUGGUCGGGUGGCUUCGAGGUGAGCAAGAACAACUCCUUCCACGUCAACAUGAGAGAUACUCAAGGCAACUGUCACCUCCUGCGAGUGGAGAUCACUCUGAAAGGAGCGACGUACCAUAUUGCAUUCAGUAACUCCGAACAGCUGCCGCCACCGUUCCGCAUCGACAACUUUUCAGAAGUUGCAGUCAUUUUCAACCAACAUGGUGUGGCAGAGCCAAGACUAAAGACAGAGGUAAAACCAGGCACCUCACUGAAUUAUGCCUGGGACGAGCCUGUCCUUCAGCCUCUCAUCGCGCUAACAGUGAAAGGGGCAGGCUCAUCAGAAAUUACCUGUGAUAUGAAUGACUUCAAAGAGUCCAAACAACUUUACUAUGAAAAUUUCAUCUACAUCGCUGCCACAUAUACCUUCUCUGGGCUCACAGAAUCUUCCGGGAGGCCGGUUGCUCGAGGUUCUGGAAAGAAAAGUAUUAGCUUUGCAGAAUUAGUCCUGGAUGUUGCACCCAAAACUGGAAGAGUGAUACUGAAAAAAAAGGAACCAGGUAAAAGAUCACAGCUUUGGCGCAUGACUGGAAAUGGGAUGUUAUGCCAUGAGGGCUCUUCUCCUCCUCAUAACCCCAACAAACCCUCCUCCAGUAGACAGUCAAACUCUGAACUGGUCCUGGACAUUGCAGGUUUGGCUGCCGUCACUGACUACAGGUAUGAGCCUCUCAUGCUGAAAAAGCCAGAGUGGCGUCGCAGCAGUACACAGACAUGGUUUUUCCACGAUGGACGUUUGAGCUGCGGCAUGCCAAGAAUGGUAGUACAGGUAUCAAAAGGCUUAUACGACGGAGUGGAAGUAGUACUGGGCCCAGAUCCUUCCCUUGGCCUAGAACAAGUUCCAAUUGAGCAGCAGUUCAUAAACCAGAAGAUGAGACCUGGUUCAGGAGUUCUGGCUUUGCGUGUCAUUCCUGAUGGUCCAACACGAGUAUUGCAGAUUACUGACCAACAGCAUCGCAGAACAAAUCGUUCUCUCACAGGAAAUGAAGACUGCCCAAUAGUAGAAAUCAGUGAAAUUCGGAAGUUAAAGAACUUGGAAGCUGAACAAGAAUUAGAGAUUUUAGUGAAACUGGAUGGGGGAGUUGGUUUGUCGCUGGUUAACAAAGCCCCUGAGGAAUUGGUGUUUACCACUUUAACAGGAAUAGAUGUUCAUUACACCCAGACUGCCGCCAGUCAGAUGCUGGAGGUCAGCAUUCAGGAUGUACAGAUUGAUAACCAGCUCUUGGGGACAACGCAACCUGUAAUACUCUCACUAACCCCCAACAGCCUUGAAAGUGAAAUAGAUAGCAUUGAAACAGGCCCUGCUGUUCAGAUCAAUGCAAUGAAGAUCCCUAGCAAGAGUGCACUGACUGAACUUUUCAAGCAUCUUAUGAUCACAGUGCGGAAAUUAACAGUUCAAAUCGAAGAGAAACUCUUACUGAAGCUGCUGCACUUCUUUGGCUUGGGGCAAUUGGAUCAAGAUGUAGAAAAACCAGAUGAAAAUGCCCCUGAACAGAACAGUGAGCAAGGUGGGACAGCAAAACGCUACUAUUUUGAAAAUCUCAAACUCAGCAUGCCACAAAUCAAGAUGAGUGUGUUCACCUCCAGCAAACUACCUGUCGAACUCAAGGCUUUGAGGGGCGUUCUGGGAAUCCGGUUGAUCCGGUUUGAGGAUGCAGUUAUUCACUUGGAUCCAUACACCCGAGUGCACCCGUAUGAGACACAGGAAUUUAUCAUCAAUGAUAUUCUCAAGCACUUUAAGGAGGAGUUGAUGAGUCAGGCGACUCGAAUCCUGGGCUCGGUGGAUUUUUUGGGUAAUCCCAUGGGGCUUCUGAACGAUGUAUCAGAGGGUGUCUCAGGACUGAUCAAAUAUGGAAACGUUGGAGGCCUGAUACGAAAUGUCACACAUGGUGUCUCCAAUUCGGCUGCUAAGUUUGCUGGGACUUUAUCAGAUGGAUUGGGAAAGACAAUGGACACCAGACAUCAGGCCGAGCGGGAAUCCAUCCGCUAUCAAGCAGUGACCAGUGGUGAACACCUUGUGGCUGGCAUUCAGGGACUAGCUCAUGGUAUUCUUGGUGGAUUCACCAGUGUCAUCACUUCAACAGUAGAAGGAGUGAAAACAGACGGUGGCGUCAGUGGUUUUUUCUCAGGCCUUGGAAAGGGACUGGUUGGCACGGUAACCAAACCAGUGGCAGGUGCUCUUGACUUUGCUUCAGAGACAGCUCAGGCUGUGCGAGAAACCACAACAAUAACCAACCAUAGGAUGCUUAUCCAGAGAGUUCGAAAACCGCGCUGUUGCAUUGGACCCCAUGGCCUCCUACCCCGAUACUCUGAGAAACAGGCCGAAGGGCAGGAGCAGCUUUUCAGAGUGACUGACAACAUUCAGGCUGAAUUUUUCAUUGCUGUGGAACAGAUAGACAGUUACUGUGUUCUCAUCUCCUCGAAGGCUGUAUAUUUUUUGAAGCAUGGCGAGUAUAUUGACAGGGAUGCUAUUUUCCUCGAGGUCAAGUACGAUGACCUAUACCACUGCCUCAUCACAAAGGAUCACGGGAGGGCAUAUUUACAGCUGACAAAAAAAGCUGAAAGCUCGAGCAGUGGAGUGGCCAUACCUGGGCCAUCGCAUCACAAACCAAUGGUCCAUGUGAAGUCAGAGAAACUCGCUCUUAAGAUCUCGCAAGAAAUUAACUACGCCAAAAGCCUCUACUAUGAGCAGCAGCUCAAGCUACAAGCCAACCAGAACCAAGAGAACCUGGAGCUGGACUCCUAGAAGCCUUUCAAGUAAACAACAGCUUACAACAAAAUACUAUAACAAACAACAUUGGUCCCAAUGUAUAAUAGUGUAUUCUAUGAGCAGGAGUCUCGUGAACUCGUUUCCUUUGGACCUCAUCUUAAAACCUAGUUGAAGCAAGCAGGUGAGGGAUUGAUGACAUGCGUGAUUUUGGGGAUGAUUUAUUACAAGAACCACCUGAGGAGCAGGUUCUGUUCAAAUUGUAUUUUACAUUUUAUAUAUUGUAUUUACAGAGAAAAAUUGUGAGAGUUGAGAGUUCUUUAUAUUUUACUAAUCUGUACAUACCUGUAAUAUUACUUUAAUGUAAAUAUUCAGAAAAAUCUCACAGGAGCUGUUGUGUACAGAAGCUGCAUUCACAAUCAGCUGCAGUGUAAUGUAACAUGUCUUUAUUGCACUAGUACUAUGCAUAAACACACUUGAUUUUUCAGGGCAAUACAAGCCCCUGGAGUGGUCAGGGAAUCUGCAUAUGCAAAAAGAGUCACCAAACCUACUAGCUACUGUUCUCAGAUCCUUGCUUCUCAUAAAACUUAGUCAGAGUCACUGUAUUUGCAAAUUGGUAAGCAAGAAGAAUUGUUAGCACGUGCAGGGAAAAUCCGGUUGAGGGGGAAAUGACAUAUUUGCAGAGUGGGUAUAGAAAGUGUUGUGUUUCAAUGGUGCAGUAUUAAGUCACUUUUAUGGUAAUGUGUGGGAGAUUGAGCCACAGUGAGGUGAUUGCUGCCUUCUCGGUGAUGAGUGGCUGAGUCAGAUGGGGAGGAUGUUAUCUCAUACGGCCAAAAAUUUGAGCCAGAGGCAAAGUAAUGUGUAGAAGGGUUCUACCUUUCUUCUCUAUCUUCAGUUGGAAUAAAGCUAAUGCCACUUGUGUGUACCCUCCUCCUCCUCACUGUCUGGCUUCUGUCAAAGGAGUACAAAUAUAGCAGUACGGAGCAAAUUGGUCUCUCUCUGAUUGCAGAAUGCAGUACAGGUACUUCUUGAGAAAUAGCCGUUGAAUAUGGUCAGAUCCUGAUGGGAAUUGGAGGAAGUCUAUGAUAGAGUACUAUUUGUGUAAGCACAACUGCACUGAAACUUACUGUAAGUAUACUUAAAGUGUACAUGUGUUGCUGCGUGUACUCAACAUGAAGUUUGUAGUCAUACAGUUGGGUAGUUAGAGCUCUCUAGAAAAGGAAAGACUAUAUCAGUAAAACCCCAGUUAUAAUACAGAGGGACCUUAUCUCUCCACUGUACACACUAAUGUAUUGGACAAAUUUCUAUCACUACUAUUUUCUGUUAUUGCACAAGGAAUCAGGAAUAAUACAUCAUGGUAUUCAGACAGUGGUUGGUUUGGUGAGGAGGGUUGAGUAUUAGUGACCCCCCAGUAGUUUUGAACUGGACAGCCAGAUUUAAUGGCUGGCUGGUCAUUUUGGAGAAUGUACAAGAAGUGGACAACCAAAGACUCUGCACAUGUGCAAGCAUCCCAGGUGAACAGAGCUGUAUUUUCAGCCUGAGCAAAAGAUGGCUACACUGAAGACAGAGGUGGGCCAGCCUGUUCAAUCAUAGACUGUCUGUUGCACAGCGGAUCUCUGUAAUCUGAUAAUAUUUGAGAGUCACUGACCAGCCUGCUUCAUGAGAGACCCUGAUCAACUUGCCGCACAGAGAACUGUGUGGGUAGUUGUUAUAUUCCUGCUUUCCUUCUAAAUAACCACCUUUGAAAUUAUUUUACAAGUUUUCCCAGGUUUGGCAAGGGGAGGGCAUGGGUUUAGGGUGAAACAGGUUUAUAUUUUCCUGUGAGGGACAUGUGACAAAAAGAUGAUUCCGGACUCACCACCCCCCCGCCCCCCAACGUAGUUGAUUUUUUGUGAAUUUUUAUUAUAAAAUAAAAUGAAUUAUUACAAAAA